AUGAAGUGGACAUCUUUUCUUCUCGCGCAGAGUGUUGCCGUCGCCGCACUUACCAUAUCUGCCAGCAUUUCAGUGCCAACAGCUACAAUCUCUGAAAUCGUUGCUCCAACCCCCACCAUUGUGCCCAGCUGCCCUCCUCUCCCGACGCUUCCACUUCCCAUCAUUCCCAACGAUGCCUGUGUCAUAGGCUGUGUUGCCGAUUUUCUCAAGGCCCUCCAGAAAGCGACCCACCUCGUCUGUCCUGCUAUUUAUCCGCCUCCACCGUACUGCGUCCGUCCGGUUGAGAGGGCGAUUGCCCAGCUGCGACUGUGCCUCAUUGGUUGUGGCCGUCCCACACUUCCUCUGCCGGCUACACCUGAUGUUGUCGCCGUCGUCUUUUGCCCACUUGCAGAGUCAGCAACGGCAUAA
This is a messenger RNA of Pestalotiopsis fici W106-1, 408 nucleotides long. RefSeq lists its product as uncharacterized. NCBI's taxonomy places the organism in Eukaryota, Fungi, Ascomycota, Sordariomycetes, Amphisphaeriales, Sporocadaceae. The record is from RefSeq and is a predicted model, not a curated record. The transcript is spliced from 2 exons. The coding region runs from base 1 to 408 and encodes 135 amino acids.